Molecule: messenger RNA, 885 nt
Organism: Penicillium argentinense
Lineage: Eukaryota; Fungi; Ascomycota; Eurotiomycetes; Eurotiales; Aspergillaceae
Product: carbon-nitrogen hydrolase family protein
Exons: 2
Coding region: 1-885 (294 amino acids)
Biological process (GO): oxaloacetate metabolic process; L-glutamine metabolic process
Cellular component (GO): mitochondrion
Molecular function (GO): omega-amidase activity
Source: RefSeq, a predicted model, not a curated record
AUGCCACUUCUUGGUGACGAAAUCCUCCAAAGGCCACUCAAAGUAGCCUGUAUCCAAAUAGCAAGUGGUCCCAACAAAGCUGUUAAUAUUGCUCGGGCGAGAGAGAAAGUCUUGCAGGCGGCAGCCGGAGGCGUCUCUCUUGUUGUUCUUCCGGAAUGUUUCAACUCGCCAUAUUCCACGGCAAGGUUUCGUGAGUAUGCUGAGCCCUUGUCAUCGUGCCCCGACCUCACAGAGGCACCUACAUUUGCCGCAUUGGCACAGGUGGCCCAGGAUGCUGGGGUUUUUCUCAUAGGAGGAAGUAUUCCAGAGUGUGAUCAGGCCGGCAAAAUCUAUAAUACCUGCGCGGUAUACUCCCCUCAAGGAAAAUUACUUGCAUCUCAUCGCAAGAUGCAUCUAUUUGACAUCAACAUUCCCGGUGGCAUGUCAUUUCGUGAAUCAGAUACCUUAUCCUCAGGGAACGAAAUUACCAUUGUGGAUUUGGAAGGAUAUGGCAAAAUCGGCAUCGGAAUAUGCUAUGACAUGCGAUUCGCAGAAUUAAGUACGAUUGCAGCUCGAAAGGGCGCUUUCGCACUAGUUUUCCCCUCGGCAUUCAACACAACCACAGGACCACUUCAUUGGGAACUUCUUGGUCGGUCCCGGGCAGUCGAUAAUCAGGUCUACAGUAUUCUGUGUUCACAAUCGAGGGCAACACCCCCUUCAUACCCUGCUUGGGGGUAUAGCAUGGUUAGCGAUCCGAUGGGUCGAAUUGUUGCCGGGGCUAAGGAGAGCGAAGACAUUAUAUAUGCGACAUUGGAGCCAGGUGUUAUUAGGGAGUCUCGCCAGGCGAUUCCAAUUAGCUACCAGAAGAGAUAUGAUGUGUAUCCAGAUAUCGGGAAGCUCGUUUGA